AUGCAGAUUGCUUCAACUUGCAAAGGAUGCAGUUGCGAUAAAUGUGAAACUUUAAAAGACAAAAAUCCUACAGAUGCAAAAUUAAACAAUGAAAAAUGUCAAAACGGACAAUUCAAUCGUCACAGAGCUUUAGCAAGAUCUCGUCCAACAAAAAUGAAAAUACGCUAUACUUAUGGAAAUCAUCAUCGCUUGGAUCAUACUUAUGCUGCUGUUGCAAACGUGAAUGACGUUUUGUAUCUGAAACCCAUAAAAAAUUCGAAUUUAGAGCCGACGAAUCAAUGGUUUAAAAAGCACAAUAGUCUUUUUAAUGCAGAGGAGAAGCAAAUUUUGACAGUAGAAACGAAUCAUCAUCUUAAGUCAAAUUUUAAUGAAAGUAAAGAAUGUCAAGUUGAUGAAAGUGGUGACGAACUUUUCUUUGGUUCUAUAAAAAAUGAGACCGACGAGAUUAAUUUAAAAAGCACGUGGCUACGUAAUCUCUGCUUAGAAUAUCAGCCAUCAAAGAAUUUUCCAAACUCGCAGGUCCAGGAAAUUAUUCAUUUAGAUGAGACUAUGAGAGAGAAACACACGCAAUUCCACUUUUCGAGAAUCAAUGGUACAUUGAAGCAGUAUCAAAAAAAUAAAAAAGUAAAUAAAAGCAAAACAGAAGUGUCAUCAUUUGUUGGAAACGGUAAAGUUACUAAAUCGGUUCAAGAGGAUAAGAAAAGAUGGAUUGCAGCUCUUGCAUUGAUAGAACUUGCCCAGUCAAAAUGAAAACAAUUAA
Molecule: messenger RNA, 760 nt
Organism: Ceratosolen solmsi marchali
Lineage: Eukaryota; Metazoa; Arthropoda; Insecta; Hymenoptera; Agaonidae
Exons: 3
Coding region: 1-750 (249 amino acids)
Source: RefSeq, a predicted model, not a curated record